Megalobrama amblycephala (Wuchang bream) is the source of this 10524-nucleotide messenger RNA. RefSeq names its product membrane associated guanylate kinase, WW and PDZ domain containing 2b (gene magi2b). The coding region runs from base 445 to 4428 and encodes 1327 amino acids. The transcript has 24 exons. Gene Ontology annotation, biological process: receptor clustering; signal transduction. Lineage: Eukaryota; Metazoa; Chordata; Actinopteri; Cypriniformes; Xenocyprididae. Gene Ontology annotation, molecular function: signaling receptor complex adaptor activity; SMAD binding; beta-1 adrenergic receptor binding. The record is from RefSeq and is a predicted model, not a curated record. Gene Ontology annotation, cellular component: cytoplasm; dendrite.
UUGCACUUUUUCCCCCUUUAUGAAUCGAAAAAUUUGUUCUUGAAUCAAAUCUAUUCCAUAAACUCUGCAAUAGAACAACAUAAACAUUCAGUUUAAGCCACCUUUCAUUCCACACCUCGCUUCCCUUUUCGUCGAAGACACACUUUUACGUGAAGCCCGCUCUAAGGAAUGCACAAGCAUUCCUGCCUCCUCGCAGACAUCACAUCCGGGUCACUCGGCAGUCAGCGUGUAAGCGAGCGUGCUCCUCCAUACAGUUGCGUACUGCUGCUGCAGCUCUCAGCGCAACUCCACUGCAUGCAACAUGGAUACUAUGAGCAGCGGCCAGCCGCGGAGGAUCUGAGCGCGCCUCGGGACAGGCGCGGACACGCGAUACGCCACACUGGGGCAGGGAUGAGGUGCCAUCCAGCAGACGCACACUGGUAGGCGAGUCGUCAAUUGUCAGCGAUGUCAAAGAGUCUGAAGAAGAAGAACCACUGGACGAACAAAGUCCACGAAGCGGUGCUCACCAGGAAUAAGGAGGGCGAGCUGGGGUUCGACUUGAAAGGGGGCGCCGAGAACGGCAAUUUCCCUUAUUUUGGGGAGGUGAAGCAGGGUAAGGUGGCCGUCCAGAGCGGCAAGCUGUCCCAGGACGAGCUGCUCUUGGAGGUCAACGAUACGCCGGUGGCAGGGCUCACCAUCAGGGAUGUGCUGGCCGUGAUCAAGCACUGCAAAGACCCGUUCAGGCUGAAGUGCGUGAAGCAAGGAGGUGUUGUAGAUAAAGAUCUCCGCCAUUAUCUCAACCUACGGUUCCAGAAAGGUUCAGUGGACCACGAGCUUCAACAAAUCAUACGCGACAACCUCUACCUCCGGACUGUGCCGUGCACGACCAGACAGCCCAAAGAGGGGGAGGUCCCAGGUGUGGACUACAACUUUGUGAGCGUUGAGCGGUUUAUGGAAUUAGAGAAAAGUGGGGCCUUGUUAGAAAGUGGAACGUACGAAGAUAACUUCUAUGGCACGCCAAAGCCUCCUGCCGAACCCACGCCGAUGCUGUUUAAUGUGACGGACCAACUCUUGCCCGGUGCCCGACCCAGUGCAGAGGGAAAAAGGAAGAGAAACAAGUCCGUCAGCAACAUGGAGAAAGACAGCAUUGAGCCACCAGAAGAAGAGGAGGAAGAGAGCCCUGUCGUCAAUGGCAACGGCAUCGCCAUCACACCAGAAUCGAGCGAACAUGAGGACAAGAGCACGGAUGCUUCUGGAGACGUGCCCGUCCAGCCAUGCCCACCUGAGACCCCCACUCUUACCGCCACAGAUGCCCCUGAGGAGGAAGGAGACUCCCCCAAGUCCCCACAAGACUCCCAGGAGAAUGACGAACUGGGCCCUUUGCCAGACAACUGGGAGAUGGCCUACACUGAAAAAGGAGAAGUUUACUUCAUAGAUCACAAUACCAAAACGACGUCAUGGCUCGACCCUCGACUAGCGAAGAAAGCCAAGCCCCCAGAGGAAUGUGAGGAAGAUGAACUUCCAUAUGGCUGGGAGAAAAUAGACGACCCUAUUUAUGGCAGUUACUAUGUUGACCACAUUAACAGAAGGACACAGUUUGAGAAUCCCGUCCUAGAGGCCAAACGAAGGAUCCAACAGCAACAGCAAAUGCAAAGUCACGGUCUAUCGGCGCUGCCAUUGCCCACGAUAUAUAGAGAAAAGCCUCCAUUCACGAGGGACGCCACACAACUCAAAGGGACGUUCCUCACCACGGUGCUGCAGAAGAGCAACAUGGGAUUCGGCUUCACCAUCAUUGGUGGGGACGAGCCGGAUGAGUUCCUACAGGUCAAGAGCGUCAUACCUGAUGGACCUGCUGCCCAAGAUGGCAAGAUGGACACAGGUGAUGUGAUCGUCUACAUCAAUGACAUCUGUGUCUUGGGCACCACCCAUGCCGAUGUAGUGAAGCUCUUCCAGUCGGUCCCCAUUGGCCAGAGCGUCACCCUGGUGCUGUGUCGAGGUUACCCACUCCCUUACGACCCAGAGGACCCCUCCGCUAGCUCCUCCAUGCCCCCUUUGGGCUUAGUGGAUCACCCGUUGCUGCUCAAUGGAAGGAACAACUAUGAAAAUUACAUGGAGUACAUGUCUUUGACUGGCCGCUUAGUACCUGAGCACGGCGAGGGCCUUACCCCACAUCCCCACCCUGGAGACACCCACCUGGAUGGCUCGCAGCCACCAUCCCUGACCACACCGGGACCCCCACCCGAUGACAGCGUCUCCAUGGCGUCAUCCUCGGGAGCAACCGCCGGGGCUCAAGUGGUCCCUGAGCUUCUGAGUCUCACUAUAACCAAAGGCACAGAGGGUUUCGGGUUCACCAUAGCGGACAGUCCCACAGGGCAGAGAGUCAAACAGGUUCUGGAGCCGCAGGGUUGUCCGGGGUUAUGUGAAGGAGACUUGAUGGUGGAGAUUAAUCAGAAGGGUCUCCAGGGACUCAACCACACACAGGUGGUGCAGCUGCUCAAGGACUGUCCAGUGGGAACAGAGGCUACGCUUGUCAUUCAGAGAGGAGCAGCAGCAGGCCUCUUCUCUCCCUGGGAUCCCACAAAACAGUGGGACCCCCAAGGAAGCCCCCAGACCAGCUUGUCGGCCACUUUGCUCCCCCACGGUGCUCCACAUCCCGGCCAGACGCUCCAUCGCUCCUCUGUUCCGGACACAGAAGGCUUCCACCUGGGCAAGCCUGACCCCUACGACCUCUAUGAGAAGUCACGUGCCAUUUACGAAAGCAGACAGCCGGUCCCACCUCGGACGCUGACAGACUCUACAGGUGUGGAGUACCAAGAAGUGGAAGUUCACCUGCUCCGUGAGAAGACCGGCUUCGGCUUCAGGAUCCUGGGUGGAGACGAGGCGGUGCAGGCUAUUGUGAUCGGAGCAAUCAUAGAGAACAGCCCCGCGGAGCGCGACGGCAGACUGCGUCCGGGAGAUGAGCUGGUCUCGGUUGACAGGAUGCCCGUGGCGGGGAGACCACACCGCUACGUCAUCGACCUCAUGCACGCGGCUGCACGAAACGGACAGGUCACCUUGACCGUCAGGAGGAGAGUUCUGCCGCAGCAGGGCCAGCCAUGCGAGGAAAACGGUGCAGCGGCCAAUCAAAGCAGUUCUCCCCGGGGUCAUGCAGUGUGCCCGGUCAACUUACCCCCCACCACUGAUGUAGUUAUCCACCGCAAGGAAAGCGAAGGCUUUGGUUUUGUCAUCAUCAGCUCCCUCAAUCGUCCAGAGACCACAAACACAAUAACUGUGCCACAUAAGAUCGGUCGCAUCAUCGAGGGCAGUCCGGCCGAUCGCUGUGGGAAGCUGAAAGUUGGUGAUCGUAUUAUGGCCGUCAACUGUCAGUCUAUUAUCAACAUGCCUCAUGCUGACAUUGUCAAGCUGAUCAAAGACGCUGGACUCACUGUCACCUUGCACAUCAUCCCAGAGGAAGACGUAAACGGUGCUCAUUCGGCCCCUACAUCGGAGAAGCAGAGUCCCCUGGUGGCCCAGAAGCACAGCCCCUCCAGCCCAGCAGCUCAGCAGAGCCCGACCGUGGCUCAUCCCAGCCCACCAGCGCCCCACCCCAGCCCGGCCACCACGCAGCCCAGCCCUCUGCUGAUGGAGCCGGGCCCUGGAGCUCCACACAGCAGCCCACCAGUGACUCAAAGCAGUCUCUCUGUGAGUCAGCCCGGCCUGGAGGCCAUGCAGUCGGGCUCAGUGGUGACUCAGGCUGCUCCUGUUGUGGAUCCAGGCAUGCCGGGGGUUCAACCCACCUCCAUCGGAUCAGUGCCGGUACCACCACAGCUGUACCUUCAUGACACCAGGUCGGAAGUAAAAGCCAGGCAGGAUGUUAAACCCGAUAUCUGCCAAGCUGCAUACACGGACUACAGACAGCCCCCGGUGGACUACAGACAUCCACCUGUAGCAGACUACAGACAGCCACCCACCAUGGAGUACAGACACCCACCUGCUCUGAUAGACUACAGACAACACUCCAUCGCUGAUUACAGACCACAGGACUAUGACUAUUUCACUGUGGAACUGGAGAAAAGUGUGAAGGGAUUUGGCUUUAGUAUUCGCGGAGGACGGGAAUAUAAGAUGGACCUGUUUGUGCUGAGACUGGCUGAGGACGGACCUGCGAUCCGCAACGGCAGAAUGAGGGUUGGAGAUCAGAUUAUUGAAAUUAACGGCGAGAGUACGAGAGACAUGAGUCACGCCCGUGCCAUCGAGCUCAUCAAGGCCGGUGGUCGUCGAGUGCGUCUGCUGUUGAAGAGGGGCACGGGACAGGUGCCGGAAUAUGGGAUGGUACCUACCAACCUUUCCAUGUGCAUGAAAAGCGACACUCUAGCCUCACCCUAUUUCUUCAUAAUGGGACACACUAAAGACACGACAGUGCCGCCUCCCGGAGUGCUGUCUCUCCAGCCGCCCCUGCCUUGUCGGAAGUAGUCUCACCCCGCUAGCCUGACACUUGCCCUUCGCCGUCACCCGUCAUCUCAUCCAGCCUCAAAACCCUGAACUUUCAGUGGCAUUCUGUGACAGUCUGGACCAAUCACGGCACCCCUCGUGGUCAGUUUUGUGGGGCUUCGCCCGUGGAACAAAGGGUGGCAGGUCCACCUGUAAGAGCUGUGAUUUGAACAGCCUAAAAAACAGAGAAGAUGGAUCAUAAAAGUCGAAAAUAUUAAGAACAGAUGGAGACACAUCAACCUCAAAUGGAUUGUCGCAUCCAACUUGCUUUUCAUAUAGUCGCUGAUCCAAGUUUGUUUUCUGUUUUUCUGGACGAUCCAGAUGAACGGCAGCCAAAGACGCGUGGCUCGCCCUCUUCGCUGUUUAAUUCUGGAUCCAGAGCGGAAACUUCUUGCAGGGGAACGAGCUGAACUUUCAACGCCUCGUUCUUCCGUCCUGUGGACCCAAGCUCUCUUUAUUUGUUUAUCAUGUAGAGGUUGUUUAUUUUUUGUAUCAUUUCAAGAUGUUCAGAACAAGCCUCUAGCGAUACUGGGGGUCAAAUAUCGCAAAUAUAUGUGUAGCAUGAAAAGAGAUUCCUGAAGAAACACACAAACAAGUUCUGAGUUGAGAACUUCAACGUUUUAGUAUUGAGUUUCGUUAUAUGUCUGAUGGGAAAAAAAACGUCACCAUAGACAUUGUGAAACACUGACAGUAAAUAUAAAAGGAGGCCGCCAUGAUGGAGAGAUACAAGGUAAAGUAUCUUGCCUACCCAUUCGUGCUGAGUUAUAGGAGGUAAAUGCAUAUCAAUCGCCAAAUCUGCCGCAUGGACGUAUCCCUUUAGAACCCAAGACAAUAUGUUUCAAUAGUAUGGAACUGAACUGAACUGAAGCAGGACUGCAGAUGUUUCCGAAGCCUCAGUGCAUCAUUCCUGGCCCUGUACUGUGUGCCACCACUGUGGAUCUGGGGUGCCAUCUUACACCUCGCAAGCUUCAUUCCCAUGUCCCUGAUGGCUCCGUAGUUCAUUGGAGCUAAUUAGCAGAGCUAAUUAAAAAAGGAGGGAGUUUUUCAGGGCAGUUUGGUUUGAGACCAGGAGACCUGUAGUCUUUCACCGUGUCUUAACCAAGUGCGACAAGACAUAAUUUGGCUGUUUACUCCAAAUGUGAAAAAUAGCUCAAAAAUAUCUAGUCAGAAUGUAUUUGAUGUGUAAUCAACAGCAGUAAUAUGUAAUUAUGAAUUGAGCUACUUAUCUGUAAAUAUGGAUUUUAGACCAAUAAGAUGUAAUAAUGGGUGGGGCUACACACAUGUAAAUGUGGAUUUUAGACCAAUGGGAUGUAAUAAUGGGCGGGGAUACACACGUAAAUGUAGAUUUUAGACCAAUGGGAUGUUAUAAUGGGCGGGGCUACACACGUAAAUGUGGAUUUUAGACCAAUGGGAUGUAAUAAUGGGCGGGGAUACACACGUAAAUGCAGAUUUUAGACCAAUAAGAUGUAAUUGUGGGCGGGGCUGCAUGCGUAAAUGUGGAUUUUAGACUAACACAAUAUAAUUAUGGGUGGGGCUACAUACACAUCAAUGUGGAUUUUAGACUGAGAUGUAAUAAUGGGCGGGGCUACACGCACAUAAAUGUGGAUUUUAGACCAAUAAGAUGUAAUUGUGGGUGGGGCUACAUGCGUAAAUGUGGAUUUUAGACUGAGAUUAAUAAUGGGCAGGGCUACACACACGUAAAUGUGGAUUUUAGACCAAUAAGAUGUAAUUGUGGGCGGGGCUACAUGCAUAAAUAUGGAUUUUAAACUGAUACAAUAUAAUUAUGGGUGGGGCUACAUAGGGCUGGGUGAUAUAUCGCAUGCGAUUGUCACGCGCAUUUCGUCAGUAAAGCCGGUUCCCUGAUUACCGCUAAAUCGCCAUCACCUGCUUUCAAAUGGAGCGCCAUUUAAUAGACAGAGCCGUAGUUCACUGACAAGCUACGCAAUAUCGCGUUCAUUAUCGAAGGCGCUUCAUCUGCGAUAUGAACGCGAUAUUGCGUAGCUUGUCAGUGAUCUACGUAAAUGUGGAUUUUAGACUAAUACAAUAGAAUUAUGGGUGGGGCUACACACACAUCAAUGUGGAUUUUAGACUGAGAUGUAAUAAUGGGCGGGGCUACACACGUAAAUGUGGAUUUUAGAUUAAUGGGAUGUAAUAAUGGGCGGGGCUACACACAUGUAAAUGUGGAUUUUAGACCAAUAAGAUGUAAUUGUGGGCGGGGCUACAUGCAUAAAUGUGGAUUUUAGACUGAUACAAUAUAAUUAUGGGUGGGGCUACAUAGGGCUGGGCGAUAUAUCGCAUGCGAUUGUCACACGCAUUUCGUCAGUAAAGCCGGUUCCCUGAUUACCGCUAAAUCGCCAUCACCUGCUUUCAAAUGGCGCGGCAUUUAAUAGACAGAGCCGUAGUUCACUGACAAGCUACGCAAUAUCGCGUUCAUUAUCGAAGGCGCUUCAUCUGCGAUAUGAACGCGAUAUUGCGUAGCUUGUCAGUGAUCUACGUAAAUGUGGAUUUUAGACUAAUACAAUAUAAUUAUGGGUGGGGCUACAUACACAUCAAUGUGGAUUUUAGACUGAGAUGUAAUAAUGGGCGGGGCUACACACGUAAAUGUGGAUUUUAGAUUAAUGGGAUGUAAUAAUGGGCGGGGCUACACACAUGUAAAUGUGGAUUUUAGACCAAUAAGAUGUAAUUGUGGGCGGGGCUACAUGCAUAAAUGUGGAUUUUAGACUGAUACAAUAUAAUUAUGGGUGGGGCUACAUAGGGCUGGGCGAUAUAUCGCAUGCGAUUGUCACACGCAUUUCGUCAGUAAAGCCGGUUCCCUGAUUACCGCUAAAUCGCCAUCACCUGCUUUCAAAUGGCGCGGCAUUUAAUAGACAGAGCCGUAGUUCACUGACAAGCUACGCAAUAUCGCAUUCAUUAUCAAAGGCGAUUCAUCUGCGAUAAUGAACGCGAUAUUGCGUAGCUUGUCAGUGAUCUACAUAAAUGUGGAUUUUAGACUAAUACAAUAUAAUUAUGGGUGGGGCUACAUACACAUCAAUGUGGAUUUUAGACUGAGAUGUAAUAACGGGUGGGGCUACAUACACACGUGGAUUUUAGACCAAUGAGAUAUAAUUAUGGGUGGGGCUACACACACGUAAAUGCGGAUUUUAGACCAAUAAGAUGUAAUUGUGGGCGGGGCUACAUGCGUAAAUGUGGAUUUUAGACUAAUACAAUAUAAUUAUGGGUGGGGCUACAUACACAUCAAUGUGGAUUUUUUUAUAAUGUAACAAUGGGCGGGGCUACAUACAUGUAAAUGUGGAUUUUAGACCAAUGAGAUGCAAUUAUGGGUGGGGCUACAUACAUGUCAGUGAGGAUUCUGGACCAAUAAGAUGUAAUUAUGGGCGGGGAUACAUACAUGUAAAUGUGGAUUUUAGAACGUUUGCGACCAAUAAGACGUCACCAUACAAUUUUUUUGUAGAACAUGGCAAAAUUUCCUGCCACUUGUUACAACUGCACUUAGUUAUGGCAAAGUGAACAUGAAAUCAGUUGACUCCAUUUACUUUCUUCAUAUAAAUUCCUGGUGCAAGAUUUUGGCACUAUACCGGUUAUUGGCCGAUUUCGAUAUUAGUUAUUUAACUUUGCCUGCUCAUUUCCCAUUUUUACAUUUUAGAUUUUUUUUGCCAUCAUCUAACGCUCACUCGAAGAUAAUCUUAAAAUUUAUAAACAAUUAAUAACACUGUUAAAUGUGAUUUUAGCAAAUAUUAAUUUUUCAUACGGUACAUUAUAAUUCAUUUGUAGUAUUUAAAAUGAAGUUUUAGUGUUUUAUUUUUACAUUUAUUUAAACAAAAUGGUAUGGAAUUUUAAUAUCAGCCAUUUAUUGGUUACCGAGCAUAACAUGAAAAUGAUUAAUCUGGCUAAUCUGUAUCCAGAACUUUGGUUUAUCGCUUGACACUCACACCUGGUUAAGACACGGUUAAGGUUCAACCGGGAGCCGAGACGAGGAAAAAGGGUCUUUUUAAAUGAUAUGGGCAUGAUCAGGGUCUCUCUAGCAUGAAUGGGUGGGACCCAGUUGUAUGGGGCAGAGUGCCUUACUGGCAGGACAAAGAGCAGUAUGAAAUAUGCAUUUUACAUAUAGAAAAUUGAAACCUCUUAAGAGCUGAGCUUUUGUUUUCACCUUUGAUUCAAUGGUGAUAAACUUUGCCAAUUUUUUUCUGAUGUCGUGAAAAUGUUUUGUUAGUGAAAAUGUAUAAAGAUCAAACAUUUUGAUCUGGCACAUGUGGACAGUGGUAUGAGAAAAUAAGGAGAUAAUAUAUCAAGAUUUUGGGUUUGUUGCGGCAAACACUGUUUUAUCGAAACCUCUAUCAUUCUGACCUUUUCAUUAGAUGGAGGAGACUGUGUGUUAAUGCGUUUCAUAAGGUGAUAGUGAUCAACAGAAACAUUUACAGUGAUUGAAUCUCACAGUGUGGAGGGAGGGUUCGAUGCCAUGCAGUGUUUCACCUCUUUUUGUAUUCAUUUAAUUGUGAAAUUGUCUUAUGCUGCUCAGCACCUGUCAUUCUGAUCACAGGCUGAUAACUGUGCCAAUUCAAUUGUUUUUGAGGUAUGUGGAAUGUAAUUCCAGAUUUUCAAGCGGUCUCUUGAACUACGGAAAGUGAGUCAAGAGAUGCAUUGAAAGCGUUGCAUAUCAAUUUAAGCUUAUCACAUUCCUACUUCUCAACACUGCAAAAAAAGAGAGAAACAUUCUUAAUCAGUAUUUUGUCUCGUUUUCCUGUAACAUUUUAUAAACAUCCUUAAAGCAAGUUAAAGGAGUAGUUCAACCAAAAAUGAAAAUUAUCCCAUGAUUUACUCACCCUCAAGCCAUCCUAGGUGUACAUGACUAUCUUCUUACAGACGAACACUAUCGGAGUUAUAUUAAAUAAUGUUCUGGUUUUUGAAACUCCAAAAAUUCAUCCAUCCAUCAUAAAAAUACAUACAAAUUUGAUGCAUUCUUAAUUCAUAUGUACACCAUUUAAAGAGUACUCAAUCCAAUUCAAUGGAAAUUUGUCAUACUUUUGAAAUGCGCACAUUUAAAACAGUAUAUCUUGAAUUAAGGGUAUGUUUACAUGACAACGAUAUGCUUAAAACGGAGAAGUUUUUCCUUCGAGUUUUCUGCGUACAGAUGACACCAUUGUCAAAACGAUCCCCAUUCACACGGAUCAACUAAAAACGCUGUAUUCUGCUGGCAGGCCAUUGGAUGGCGAUGAAACACUAUAGACUGAACAUGUAAUACGCAUGUACAAGACGUUAUCAUUUUCACAGAUUCGCGUUGUUUUUUUGUUGUUUACAUGGAGACCAUUUUCAAAAACUUGCACUUUGAAACCUGUUUUCAUAAGCUUGAGUUUUCAGGCCACCAAAACGCAUUUAAAGUUUUAGGUUUUUAGUUAAAAACUGAAAAAAACUUAUUUCAAGAUGUACAAUAUCAACUAGAUUCAUCUUGUUUUAAGGACGUUUAGAUGUUUUUUGAUGGAAAACAAGAGGAAAAUAGUGAUUCAUAAUAUUUUUUUUUUUUUGCAGUGAAACAAGAUCGUGUAUAUUAGUAAUGUGUGCCACAAUAAAAAUGCUCCCUGUUCAUAUAUCCCUGAUGGUUUUGUAGCUAGCACAUAAUAUUUGUAGUCUCCAUCGAUUCCAUCAUUGGGUGCAGUGUGCUAGAAAAAACUGCUGUUUACAUGGAGAGACAGACAGCUAGAAACGGUGAAGGAAAAUGUGGAUGCAUUUAUUGCACAGCUCAUAGCUUUUACUGUUUGAAGCUGUAUCCUGCCUGCUGUGAAAAUAAGACAAAGAAAAAAAAAAAAACAUUUUAUAUUACUGAGGAAAAUAUUGAAUCUGUGAAAGAUGGCACGUACCAGGGCCCAUUCAGAUCAAUAUUACUGUCUAGUGUUAGAUGUGUAUUUACCUUGUACAGCUGUACUCCUAUAAAUAUGGUUUAAUGUAUUAUUGAUAGUUUCAAAGACUAAGUGAUCAAAUAUUUUUAUGAAAUGCAACAGUACGGAUAUAAUAAAUUUUGCUAAAAUCUUGUUUACCUGUAUGAUAUUCUGAUAUACUGUUAAAUAAACUCUGACAAGGUCUGAA